Messenger RNA from Camelina sativa (false flax), 2535 nucleotides. The record is from RefSeq and is a predicted model, not a curated record. NCBI's taxonomy places the organism in Eukaryota, Viridiplantae, Streptophyta, Magnoliopsida, Brassicales, Brassicaceae.
AUGUCUUUUAGAUCGUAUCCAACUGGAUCACAAAAGAAACAUAAGAAAGACAAAGAUGAUGCGUUUGUGAAAUCACAAUCAGGGGCAAUACUCAAGUUUCUUAGAAAACCUGAAAAUCCUACUGAUUCAAUGGAGAAUGAGAAUGAACCCUCGAGAGUAAAUGAUCAGUUUGAUGAUCCAAUGGAUAACGAGAAUGAACAAGAUGAUGAGAAUGCUAACAAGGUAGGGGAUCAGAAUGUUAACAGAGAAGACAAUCAGAAUGUCAGUGAAGAAGAUGAUGAAAACAAUGAUAAAUCAAAAGAGCAUCAUGAACUUCUAGAUAUUUAUGAUCCUGGAAAUUGGGGAAAGGUUGAGCCUGGACUAAGAAUUAUUAUGGUUGAAAAAGGUCCUGCUGCAAGACAACCUGUGGAUUUUACUUUUCCGAGAGAGAAGAUUAGUGGUCGACAUUUCUCUCAUUCAUACUAUGGACGUGUUUUGAGUAAUGGAGAGAAACAAGACAGGCGUUGGCUAGUUUACUCAAAGACAUUAGAUAAAAUCUUUUGUUUUUGCUGUAAAUUGUUUACCCGAGAUAAAAAUCCUAGUCACAUGGCAUCUAAAGGAUUUAGUGACUGGAAAAAUAUUUUGGAACGGCUUAAGAAGCACGAGACUAGUCAUGAGCAUAUUAAAUGCAUGAGUCAAUGGAUGGAACUUGAAUCGAGGCUCAAGAAAGAUCAAACGAUCGAUAAGCAUGUGCAACAAGAACUGAGGAAAGAGAGAAUUUAUUGGAAAGAUGUGAUGCUUAGAAUAUUUUCGUUGGUAAAGACUCUUGCUAAACAAAAUCUAGCAUUCCGUGGAAGAACAGAGAAGCUAAAAGCAGAGGGUAAUGAGAAUUUCUUAAGUUUUAUUGACAUGAUGGCUAAGUGGGAGCCGAUAAUGAGGGAACAUGUUAGGCGGUAUGAAGAUGGUGAAUCUCGUUACCAUUAUCUCAGCAAUAAAAUUCAGAAUGAACUGAUAACAAGGAUAGCAGAUGAGAUCAAGGGUAUAAUCUUAAAAAAGAUCCAAGGUGCGAAAUAUUUUUCUGUCAUUGUUGAUUGUACUCCAGAUACUAGUCAUCAUGAACAGAUGACUCUUAUUCUUCGAUGUGUUGAUGUUUCAACAUCUUCAGCUAAGAUAGAAGAAUAUUUUCUCACGUUCUUGAUAGUUGAUGACACGUCUGGAGAAGGGCUUUUUCAUGAGAUUCAGGAUGUGUUGGUUGCUCUUGAUUUAAACAUUAAUGAUGUGAGGGGACAAGGAUAUGAUAAUGGGUCUAAUAUGAAGGGGAAACAUAAAGGAGUACAAAAGAGAUUCAUUGAUGUCAAUCCACGUGCAUUUUAUACUCCGUGUGGUUGUCACAGUCUUAAUCUUGCACUUUGCGAUAUGGCGACCACUUCUGAAAAAGCAAUUUCAUUUUUUGGGAUAAUCCAGCGUAUAUAUUGUCUAUUUGCAUCUUCAACUAAGUGGUGGAAGAUAUUGGAAGAUAUGGUGGGAGGUUUGACUGUUAAAAAUUUAUCACAAACUCGAUGGGAGAGUCAUGUUGAAUGCGUUAAGGCAAUAAGGUUUCAAGCUCCAAAAAUAAGAGAUGCUUUGAUUUAUAUAGCUGAAACUACUAAUGAUCCAAAAGCACGAAGUGAUGCUGAGUGUCUUGCGACAAGUGAAACACAUGGGAUUGGAAACUAUGAAUUCUUGUUGUCUAUGGUGAUUUGGUACAAACUUCUAUUUGUUGUUAAUACCGUAAGUAAGAGUUUGCAGUCACAAGACAUGGAUACUGAAGUUGCUGUUUCCCAGUUAAAAGGACUUGUUUCUUUUUUUCAAAAUUAUCGAGAGACGGGGUUUGAGAGUGCAAAAUCAGAGGUCCAACAAAUAGCAGAAUCUAUGGAGAUUGAAACCAUAUUUCCUACUAAGCAAAAACGUGUCACCAGAAGAAAGAAGUUUUUUGAUGAGGAACCUGAGAGAGUUGACGAAACUAAGAAUUUAUCUCCAGAAGAGAGCUUUAGAAUUUCUUAUUUCAUCCAAGUUAUGGAUCAAGCUCUAUAUUCUCUUGAGACAAGAUUUGAGCAAUUUCAAAAGUAUGAGCAAACAUUUGGAUUCCUAUUUGAUUUGGAGAAAUUGAAGUCAGCAAGUGAUGAUAGUUUGAGAGCGUCUUGUACAAAUCUUGAAGGAUGUCUAAAACAUGGAGAUCAUUCAGAUGUUAUUGGGGAUGAUUUGUAUUUUGAACUAUCAGUUCUAAAAGAUGCAUUGCCUGAAGACUGCAAGAGACCUAUUGAGGUGUUGAACUAUUUGAAAGGAAUGGAAGAUUGUUACCCAAACUCAUGGAUUGCUUAUCGCAUAUUGUUGACAAUUCCAGUUUCUGUUGCCACUGCUGAGAGAAGUUUUUCAAAGUUAAAGUUGAUCAAGUCAUAUUUGCGAUCAACUAUGUCACAAGAAAGAUUGAAUGGGCUAGCUAUCAUAUCCAUAGAAAGAGAACUAGUUGGGGACCUAGAUUAUGAGAAGUUGCCCCCGAUUUCAAGUUUGCCUUAA